Cyphomyrmex costatus is the source of this 2507-nucleotide messenger RNA. RefSeq lists its product as uncharacterized. Lineage: Eukaryota; Metazoa; Arthropoda; Insecta; Hymenoptera; Formicidae. Gene Ontology annotation, molecular function: 1-phosphatidylinositol-3-kinase regulator activity. The transcript has 3 exons. Gene Ontology annotation, biological process: phosphatidylinositol phosphate biosynthetic process; intracellular signal transduction. Bases 576 to 2507 code for a protein of 643 amino acids. Gene Ontology annotation, cellular component: phosphatidylinositol 3-kinase complex. The record is from RefSeq and is a predicted model, not a curated record.
UCCGCAAAUACGAAAAAAGCUAGUGUUUUCCGGUCGUUGCGUUAUCGAGUAUAUUAAGUUUAGGUUAAGUUAUAUAUUAAAUUUCAUUCUUUGACGUGUGGGCAUUAGUGAAUGGGUCCGAUUGAAGUUUAUUGAAAUAUUUAUUUGCGCAUACGAUUCGAGAGACAUAUAUUGCCUUAUUGUAAAUCUCACGAAAUCCGAAACACUUUUCUUUCUAACAGCAAGCACAACACUAAUGGAUAAAAGGUUUAGUUGAAUUGAUUGUUUCGUGAGAUUAUAUGAGUGUUCAAGUAACUGCAUUUUUACUUAAAGCAUCGACAAAGUACUAUCAAAGACCGACGUUUUAUAAAAGUUUGCUUCACUGCCAAAAUUUGAAUGUUAUGAAAAUUUACUCAGAAGUGGUAACUUUUAACGGAACUUUUAUUGAUGCUUGAAGGAAGGAAAGAACAAAUGUUAUUGGACUCUACAUACAUAUAUAUUUCGUCAAACAAAAUAUUUUAAAGAAGUAACAAAGCAACUAUUUUUUGACUGGACUGCUAUGUUGAUUGCGGUGAUUUGGUUACGAGCGUACAAACAUGAUGUUGAGAAUGGUGUGUCCAAAAUGUCAGCAUCAUUUUCCAGUAAUGGGAUGCUGUUUAAAAUGGAAUGAUGAAACUAAUGAAAAAGAAAUGAAGGAAGAGGAGGAGGAAGAAAAGAAGAAUAAACAAAAGGAAAAGAAUGAAGAAGAAAAGGAAGGAAAAAAAGAAAAGGUAAAAGAGGAGGUAAGAAAGGAAGAGGAGGAUGAAGAAGAGGAAGAAGAUGAAGAAGAUGAAGAAGAAGAGGAGGAAGAGGAAGAGGAGGAAGAAGAGAAAAAGGAAGAGCAGAUAGCUGCUAAUACUAUCUGUUCAACGACAGCAACCUAUUACGUUAGUAGUCUCCCACUGUCCCAUGACUGCACCAGCGGUAGCAAUUGUUUUAUAAAUCCAUCUACAAAGAUUCAGGAAUCCACCUUUCAAUCGCAUGCAAUCAACUCGUGCGGCUCAAAUGUUGAAAUUACUGAUUCUGAUACACUGGAACUCUUCUAUGAUAUACAGACGUCGAUGAAACAUAAUCACCAUCCGCUAUUAACAUCGCCAAUACAUCAAUCGAAUGAUCAAGAUCCUUUCAUUACAGUAACAGAAAAUCUUAACUAUGAGAUGGCACCAUCGGAGCAGUAUGUCGCAACUACAUGCAAGCUCACUGGCGGCAGCGUCACGAUUGCUACACCUGAUAUACAGUCAGGUGGUUGCUUAAUACAACGUACAGAACCCGAAAUUCUGCUACAAACUUCGCAAAUCAAAAUUGAACCAAAGCUUACCGGUGGCGGUUGUCUUGUGCAGAAGAAAUUGACCGUUGAAGAUGAACGAUUAGCGACAUCUAAAUGUACAAAAAAUUUCGCAGCCAAUAAUCAAACAUUUGUUACGCCGCCCAAUGGUUAUUCAGAAUUACCUACGAAUAUAAGGGUGACAUCAUCUGAAACGAUAAGAGAUAACGAAAAUAACGAAAUAACAAGUACUGAAUCAAGGCAGCAAAAGAUACCAAACAUGAUCAAAACAAAUAACUGUUGCGAUUGCAAAAGUACGUUUCAGCAGAAUCAUUGUCAGUAUCAUCAUAGACGGAUAUUUGAUGCAUCUCUCGCGGAUAAUCGUGACUCAUUACUAUUAGAGCCUAUUGGUAACAGCGUACAAUUCAGAGUAAACGCUACUGUACAGCUACCUGCAAACCUGGGUCAGUGCACUGUAAACAUCACAGCGACAACGACAACGCCGCCGAAUCAGGUUGUGGCAAUGAAAUUGCCAGGUCGUGGUAGAAAUAACUUUCAUGGAGGUGGUCUCGUGCAACCAAACGAGUUGGACUGCGCAAUGGUGAAUCAGAUUGUUGCAGAAAACAAGAGUUAUAAUAGUACCGAGCAAGUGGAUGAAACGUUAACAGCUCCAAUGUCCUGGCCACUAACUGCCUGGAGCCCGGAUGUACAUGUAAAUAAAUUACGCGAAGUAAAAAGAUUAUUACAGAUUUGUGGUUGGUACCAUGAGGGCAUCAGUCGGCAGCAAAGUGAAAACCUUUUAAAGGAUGCAUCCAUAGGUCGGUGGCUAAUGAGAGACAGUUCGGAUUACAGAUUCACUUUUGCAGUAUCUGUGAAAACAACCAAAGGCCCUGCUUCUAUUAGAGUGCACUAUUUCCUCGAACAUUUUCGGCUCGAAACUACCGAUCCUAAGUUAGCAUUGUCGAUGCCAUUUUUUGAUUGUCCUAUUAAAAUGUUGGAGUACUAUGUCGCGUAUUCAAAGAGGAUGGAUGAGCAUCGUAGGGAAGUGUGGGUUGACUAUAGUGGACAACUAUAUAGCCAGAUCUAUUUGACCAGUCCUUUUGUUAAAGAAGUUAGAUCACUGUCGCAUUUAGCCAGACUCGCCGUGAAUCGAAACAAGUUGCCUAUUGACUGUUUACCACUCUUAAUUAAAAACUAUAUCAAGGAAUAUCCAUAUACGCUUUGA